Molecule: messenger RNA, 231 nt
Organism: Penicillium macrosclerotiorum
Lineage: Eukaryota; Fungi; Ascomycota; Eurotiomycetes; Eurotiales; Aspergillaceae
Product: C6 transcription factor
Exons: 2
Coding region: 1-231 (76 amino acids)
Source: RefSeq, a predicted model, not a curated record
AUGCAGGAUCGAAUAUGCCUCCACUUCAACGAAAAUGGAGGCGAAGACGGCUUACGAGAGCUUUAUCCUGAGAUUCUACGAGCAGACCAAGAGUUAAAGGAUCUCAUUAACAAAAUGCCAAUUUUCUUUAAGCCAAAUUAUGAUAUGACUGAAAGCCCCAAAGGGUUGAACACGCAACAAAGUGCCGUUUUGAUGCUGUCCCAUGCGCAUAAACAAUGCGUCGAUAUCUAA